CAAAAAUCAAGACUAUACGUGAUCAAUAUCAUGCCUGGAUCUAAGAAGGAAGCAUCAGUGUCGCCCGAGCCUCAAGUGGCGGAGGAAGAGAAGAAGGAGGUCAAGUCGUUCGCCGAACUUGGUCUCAUGCCGGAGCUUUGCGAAGCCUGCGAGAAGCUCAAGUACACCAUACCCUCGCCAAUCCAAGCUGAAUCCCUUCCUCACUCACUCGAAGGCCGCGAUAUCAUCGGUCUCGCACAGACCGGUUCCGGAAAGACCGCCGCAUUCGCUCUUCCCAUUCUCCAAGCUCUCUGGGAGAAGCCGCAAGGGCUGUUCGCAUGUGUUCUUGCACCCACUCGUGAAUUGGCUUACCAAAUCGGUGAACAAUUCGAGGCUUUGGGAGGUGGGAUCGGUGUCCGUUGUGCAGUCGUCGUUGGUGGAAUGGACAUGAUGUCCCAAUCCGUCGCACUCUCCAAGAAACCCCACGUCAUCGUCGCAACCCCCGGUCGUCUCCAAGAUCACCUCGAAAAUACCAAAGGAUUCUCCCUCCGAUCCAUAAAAUAUCUCGUCCUCGACGAAGCCGACAGAUUGCUCGACAUGGACUUCGGACCCAUGAUUGACAAGAUUUUGAAGGUCAUCCCGAAGGAACGCAACACCUACCUCUACUCCGCAACAAUGACCUCAAAAGUCGAAAAGUUACAGCGUGCAUCUCUUUCAAACCCUGUCCGCGUCGCCGUUGACACGAAAUACUCCACCGCCGACAAGCUUACGCAAAACUACCUCUUCUUCCCCUUCAAGCACAAAGAUACGUACCUCGUCUACCUCGUUAACGAACUCGCCGGAAACUCAGUCAUCAUUUUCGCGAGAACAUGUAACGACACUCAACGUAUCGCCAUCCUCCUCCGUCAUCUCGGGUUCGCAGCCGUCCCGCUCCAUGGACAAAUGUCACAAACUUCGCGUCUCGGUGCCCUGAACAAAUUCAAGUCUGGGGCGAGGAAUAUCUUGGUGGCUACGGAUGUUGCGGCGCGUGGAUUGGAUAUCCCAGCAGUCGACUGUGUUAUGAACUUUGAUAUUCCGACGGACUCGAAAGCGUAUAUUCACCGUGUCGGACGUACAGCCCGUGCUGGACGUGCAGGAAAGUCCAUGUCCCUCGUCACUCAAUACGACCUCGAACUCUUCCUUCGUAUCGAGGCUGCACUCGGCUCCAAGAUGGAUGAGUACAAGGCUGACAAGGAGGCUGUCAUGAUUUUGUCUGAGCGUGUGGGAGAGGCACAGAGACAGGCAAUUAUCGACAUGAAGGAUUUGCAUGCGAAGAGAGGAAAGGGUGAGGGGAUUAACAGGGGCAAGGCUGGUCCGAAGGGUGGAAAGAGAAAGAGGGAUGAUAUGGAUCAGGAGGAGCGUUAGCGC
Saitoella complicata NRRL Y-17804 is the source of this 1386-nucleotide messenger RNA. Its product is annotated as DEAD-domain-containing protein. Bases 31 to 1383 code for a protein of 450 amino acids. The transcript has a single exon. Lineage: Eukaryota; Fungi; Ascomycota; Saitoellomycetes; Saitoellales; Saitoellaceae. The record is from RefSeq and is a predicted model, not a curated record. Gene Ontology annotation, molecular function: nucleic acid binding; RNA helicase activity; ATP binding.